CUUGCUUCAGCAAGGGAGCCACGGCCAGCUCGUCGGGUCGGCCCAGACUCCUCGCGCCGCCUUCGACCGGUCCGCCUCGCAGGCGUGGUGAGCUAGGUCGGCCGGCGGCGUGUGCUUAUCCCCUUCCUCGUAGCUUUGCCGGCAUGACCACCGAGCGCGGAUCCGGCGGCCACCGCCCUGCUCCGAGCGGAUCCGACCGCCACCACCCUGCUCCGCGCGGAUCCGGCCGCCACCGCCCUCCCCCGCACCGCGCAGGCGCGUGCGCCGCUCUAUCCGCCGGCCUGGAGCACGGCCGGAGGGAGCACGGAGCAGGGGAGAGCCAGGCCGAGCACGGCACACGCCGCCGCCUCCGUCGGCACCCGGGCCUCCGCCAGGACCAUCAAGCCGACCCACGUCGACGCCGAGGUUCAGGAGACCGGGCCGAGCCGCUGUCUCAUCAUCCAGCAGCGCGCGGGCGGCUUGUCCCCGUCCCCGUCCCCGCGCUCCUCGUCGCUACCGGCGGAGACAAAGAAGAACACCAAUCGAGCCCUCCGAAGCAACGCACAGGCAACGAAGAAGAAGAAGAAGAAUCGAAUCAGCAGGUUAUGAUAUCUGUAACCCAGAUUUACUCGGUAUGGAGGAUGCGUUAGCUACAGCUAAACCUCAGUCAUCUGAUCACCAACCUCCUCUGCCGAAUGAAGAAGCUCGGGCUGUUACCAAUAAAGUAGACAGUGAAGUUCACCCGAACGAGAUUUAGAAUUGAUUAUUUCGAUGUUCCUAAAUUUUCUUAACUCCUUAUUUAUGUUAGCCUUAAUGCUAAACAA
Panicum virgatum (switchgrass) is the source of this 803-nucleotide messenger RNA. RefSeq lists its product as uncharacterized. The record is from RefSeq and is a predicted model, not a curated record. The coding region runs from base 144 to 629 and encodes 161 amino acids. The transcript has 2 exons. NCBI's taxonomy places the organism in Eukaryota, Viridiplantae, Streptophyta, Magnoliopsida, Poales, Poaceae.